This is a messenger RNA of Lasiodiplodia theobromae, 927 nucleotides long. RefSeq lists its product as uncharacterized. The record is from RefSeq and is a predicted model, not a curated record. The coding region runs from base 1 to 927 and encodes 308 amino acids. NCBI's taxonomy places the organism in Eukaryota, Fungi, Ascomycota, Dothideomycetes, Botryosphaeriales, Botryosphaeriaceae. The transcript has a single exon.
AUGUCUUUCCACGAUACCCUCCUCCCUCCCAUCCACCUCCAAAACUCAACCUCCUCCGCGGGGCCGCUCUCCCUCAUGCUCGCCAUGAUUCUCCUUCCACCCGCCAUCUACUUCGUCUACCGCGACUACUGUGCCUUCCUUUCUCUCGGCGCGGGCGGCACACCACAAACCUUCCUGGGCGGCUACCUCCGCAUCAAGCUGCUCUCGCUCUUCGCCCUACCCUCCCCACGCUCCCCAGCCCCGAUCCCCGCCGACCUGCGUCAGAACGGCUACCUCACGCAGCUGCCUCUGCGCCAAGGCGCCCGGCCGGACGUCGUGGGCAUCGCGCCGCACCGGCAGACGACGCAGAAGUCGCCGGCGCACACGGCGGCCUACGCCGCGCUGGCAGCGCGCCUGCGCGGCCUGGCGCGCGACCCGGCCAACGCGCUGGUCGAGGGCACGUCGUGCUUCGAGAAGCACGGCACGGGGCUGUUCAGCCGGACGCCGCUGACGCGGACCUGCCGCGGAGAGGUCUGCCACGUGCACGGCAGCGACGGCAGCCUGCACAUGACCCUCUACCCGGCCGACGCGAAGCUGGUCAUCGAGCGCGGCUGGGGCGAGCGCCACCCCAUCGCCCGCGGCGGCUUCUUCUCGCGCUUCGUGCCCCGCCACUUCGUCAUGGUGUACGCGCCGCGCGACGAGGCCGAGGUCGACAUUGUCGUGCGCAUCGUCGGCGCUGCCGUGUGGUGGGUCAGCGGUGUGUGCGUGGGCAAAGAGGAUAGCGGUGUGCGGGACGAUCGAUCGAGGUCGGAGAGCGAUGCCAUGGUCGUCGAGAACAUUAGGGAGACGGGCGGGGAGACUGAUUGGAAGGGCGGUAAGCCUGCGCCGGAAACGUUCUGCUUGGGCUGUCGGCAAAAGCAAUAUGUGGGAGUACAGGCGUGCUCGUAA